AUGGCAAUCAACAUGCAAGCCGCUACCGUUCCGUCAGUGCUACUACCUGAGAUUUUGAACUUCUCGCCGCAGCUCCUCUUGGACGAUAUAAUAAAUCACGCGAAUGAUGCGAUUACCCUCGCCGUCAAUGGCAUGGAAGAAUUCCUGCAACGCUGGGCCGACGAACGCGCUGCUGCGGUAGAAGAGGACUGGGAUAGCACGCAGGAAGUGGAACAAGGUCUAGUUGCAUUCCAGACGCUCCUGGAAUCUCACGCCGACAUCGCCUUCGAUUUCUUCGAACUGUGGUCAUUACGAAAUAUAUUUGCCAUCCCAGCGAGCCUGCCUAUCGUCGUUCCUCACCAGAAGGGAAAUAACUUGGAGUAUCCACCUGAGAGGGAAACAGAGUUAUUGGCUGAACUUGAAGACUUGAGGAGGAAAAUUGAUACUCAACGUCGUCUCAAUCGUCUAUAUCAACGAGCAGUGCGAAGGUCAUCUUCUAAGCUGCGCCGAUCUCAAACUUACACCAACCGCAUAGCUUUCUUACAAUCACCACAAUGUCGAGAACUGGCAGCCAUUCCUGAUCAUUUAGAAAUGAUGUUUAACUCCGUCUCAUCAUUGCCAACGCUAGAUCCAUCGUCAACAAUUCUUUCGAAGCUCCCCAUUCCUGAUCACAGCAAGCGCCCAUGGGAAACAAACAAGACAGGUUACAUUGACUGGGCAGUUAAGCAGCUGCUUACAAAGGCAAAGCAAGAUGAUGGGGCUACCAUAGACAGUAAUUCUACCGUUACUGGUAUGGUCGAGGCUACAUCUUCAGUUGGGACAGCGAGGGACCUUAAGCAUGCGCUACAGGUUGGUAUGCCAAGCUCCAUUCCCUCGAGAGCUGGUGGGGCAAGGGACAGGGGAGAUGUAGCUGAAGCACAUGAAUGAACUUGAAGUGGGACCAGCCCAUGAAUAUACUUACAGAUGAUCUUCUCACCUACUCAGCUGACUUAGGCUCUAUGUGGUCAUUCUAUUCUUGGAUUCAACCUUUAUCAACACCGACGCAGGGAUUAUCUAACACGUUAGAUGCCCUAUCAGUAGAGUAACUUGCGGAGACAAGUGUACUUGCCUGACCCUUGAAGCGGGUGAUAUUGUGUGUAAGCUAGUAAAUAUCUUCAUAAAAGCAGGAUCUUGAU
Messenger RNA from Serpula lacrymans var. lacrymans S7.9, 1154 nucleotides. RefSeq lists its product as uncharacterized. The coding region runs from base 1 to 906 and encodes 301 amino acids. Gene Ontology annotation, cellular component: chromosome, centromeric region; nucleus. Lineage: Eukaryota; Fungi; Basidiomycota; Agaricomycetes; Boletales; Serpulaceae. The record is from RefSeq and is a predicted model, not a curated record. The transcript is spliced from 3 exons. Gene Ontology annotation, biological process: mitotic cell cycle; mitotic sister chromatid segregation; kinetochore assembly.